CAUUGAACGCCGUCACGUCCUCCCCACGUGAAGCGCUGCGUACAUGUGAGCAGUGUGUUCAUCCAUCCACAGCAGCUUCAUCCACGCUCAGAGGCCGUCACUUCACAUAUUGUCCUCUUAUGAUUGUCGAUAAUAAGAGGAUGGAGUCCGCAGAGGAGGAGGCGCUGCUCGGAGAGGAGUCAGAGGAGUCAGAGGAGUCGGAGGAGUCAGAGGAGUCGGAGGAGGAGAACAGUGAACUCUCAGACAAUGAGCUUCAAGAAGCCUUUGCGAAGGGGUUGUUGAAACCCGGCAUGAACGUCCUGCUGGAUAAACCCAAAAAGUUUGUCAACAACACGGAGGGGUUGAAGCAGUGCCUUGCAGACCUCCGUAAAGAACUUCCCUGGGCCGAGAGGUUGGAUUUGACCAACCUGCCGGCUGAAGAUGUCAUUUCCAAAGCCGAAGGGAAAGUUCCAAGUGUGACCAAGGGAGACGUAAAUGCGGACGAUGACUUCCAGAGGGAGAUGUUCUUCUAUCGUCAAGCUCAAGCUGCAGUCCUCGAGGCACUGCCCCUCUUAAACAAGCACGGAGUAGCAACAAAGAGGCCUGACGAUUACUUUGCAGAGAUGGCCAAGUCAGAUCAGCACAUGCAGAAGAUCAGGAAAAAGCUGAUCUCAAAGCAGCUGAUCCUGGAGAAGUCAGAAAAGGCCAAGAAACUCCGCGAGCAGAGGAAGUUUGGCAAAAAGGUGCAAGUAGAAGUGAUCCAGAAGAGGCAGAAAGAGAAGAAAGCAAUGAUGUCCGCUGUAAAGAAAUACCAGAAAGGAAUGACCGACAAACUGGAUUUCUUGGAAGGAGACAAGAAGACGGGGGGUAAAGAUGCUUCUCAGGGCCCCAAGAAAGCAUUGAACAAAAAGGGCAACAACGCCAAGAGGAAAUUCAAGGACCAGAAGUUUGGCUUUGGAGGCAAGAAGAGUGGGAAGAAGUGGAACACCAAGGAGAGCUACAAUGAUGUUUCCAGUUUCCGUGCCAAAACGGCUCAUGCCAAGGGCGGAAAGGGAGGGAACAAAGGCAAAGGAGGAAAACAAAAUAAACGCCCGGGCAAGUCUGUUCGCAAGAAGAUGAAGUCUCGCUCGUAAACAUCGGCAGAGGCUGGUCAGUAGGCUGAAGUUGGAUCUUGCUCCUAGGCAGGCUUUCCCACUCCUGCUCCCCAGUCUCUCCUCCAUAUACAUCAAGAGACAUUUAGGAGAACUGUUCUUCUACACUUUUCGUACGUUACGCCUUCUGUAAAAUGUGUCUGGAUUGAUGUGGAGGACCCUUCAAGCCGCAGAGGGACAGAGAAACGUCCUACCACAAUGCUGAGGAAUCUCUUGAAGGACAUGUCUGGUGAUGAAAAGGUCUCCCUAUGCAGAAAUUGUAAACCCAAGAGUGGACUACAGAGCUACCCGAAUGUUAUAAAAGUGUCUUUUCUUCUUGAUUAGUUGUUACAGACCUGUUUUCAUGGUCUGUGGACAUCAUUUUCUCUCUAUCUGCCUGUUUGUGGUGUUUUUAAAGCCACUUUCUGUAAUCACACCUCUACACCAACCUCCUGGUUGUCUAAUGUACAAUGCGAGUUCUGUUUGGUGUAUUCAGGUUUUAAUUUUUUCUAACUCUGCUCCUUGAGACAUUGAUUCUCUCCCAUGUGACAUGACAUUUUAUAAUAUUGAACAGCUGUUAGUUUUGCCCUUUCCUAUUCAUUAAUGAGUAUGUGACGGGCAAGUGUGCUUUGUUAUAGACCUGUGCAAAGCUUUCCCCUGCAAGUGUUUGUCUUAGUUUGUUUUCUCAGAUGAAAAUGCAAAAGGGCAGCUUCUGGCAAUGACACCUGUAUGUUUGUAUAAUAAAUAAAGAUCUGAACUCAGGUGCACAUAUUCCUGAGGAUUUGCA
Molecule: messenger RNA, 1896 nt
Organism: Larimichthys crocea (large yellow croaker)
Lineage: Eukaryota; Metazoa; Chordata; Actinopteri; Sciaenidae
Gene: ebna1bp2
Product: EBNA1 binding protein 2
Exons: 9
Coding region: 120-1112 (330 amino acids)
Biological process (GO): ribosomal large subunit biogenesis; rRNA processing
Cellular component (GO): nucleolus; preribosome, large subunit precursor; nuclear periphery
Source: RefSeq, a predicted model, not a curated record